This is a messenger RNA of Chionomys nivalis (European snow vole), 1394 nucleotides long. RefSeq names its product forkhead box B1 (gene Foxb1). NCBI's taxonomy places the organism in Eukaryota, Metazoa, Chordata, Mammalia, Rodentia, Cricetidae. Gene Ontology annotation, biological process: cell differentiation; regulation of transcription by RNA polymerase II; anatomical structure morphogenesis. Gene Ontology annotation, molecular function: RNA polymerase II cis-regulatory region sequence-specific DNA binding; DNA-binding transcription factor activity, RNA polymerase II-specific. Bases 146 to 1123 code for a protein of 325 amino acids. The record is from RefSeq and is a predicted model, not a curated record. The transcript has 2 exons.
CUGACGCAGAGCUCCGCUCGCGCGCAGGAAGGGACUCGGGCACCAGCUGCACUAUCUCGGAUGCUGACCGGCAACUUGGAACAACUUUAAGAUCCGACCAUUCCUCCAGUCCGUGCGGACUCUGAGCAAGUGGGCAAGCGAGAAGAUGCCUCGGCCGGGCCGCAACACGUACAGCGACCAGAAGCCGCCCUACUCCUACAUCUCGCUGACCGCCAUGGCCAUCCAGAGCUCUCCGGAGAAGAUGUUGCCGCUCAGCGAGAUCUACAAGUUCAUCAUGGACCGCUUCCCCUACUACCGGGAGAACACGCAGCGCUGGCAGAACAGUCUGCGCCACAACCUCUCCUUCAACGACUGCUUCAUCAAGAUCCCGCGGCGGCCGGACCAGCCGGGAAAGGGCAGCUUCUGGGCGCUGCAUCCCAGCUGCGGGGACAUGUUCGAGAACGGCAGCUUUCUGCGGCGCCGCAAGCGCUUCAAGGUGCUGAAGUCUGACCACCUGGCGCCCAGUAAACCAGCGGACGCCGCACAGUACCUCCAGCAGCAGGCUAAGCUGCGGCUCAGCGCGCUGGCCGCCUCCGGCACGCAUCUGCCGCAGAUGCCGGCAGCUGCCUACAACCUGGGCGGUGUGGCGCAGCCCUCCGGCUUCAAGCAUCCCUUCGCCAUCGAGAACAUCAUCGCGAGGGAGUACAAGAUGCCUGGGGGACUGGCCUUCUCUGCCAUGCAGCCAGUUCCCGCUGCCUACCCGCUCCCCAACCAGUUGACUACUAUGGGCAGCUCUCUGGGCACAGGCUGGCCACAUGUAUAUGGUUCCGCGGGUAUGAUCGACUCGGCCACUCCCAUCUCCAUGGCGAGUGGCGAUUACAGCGCCUAUGGAGUGCCGCUGAAGCCUCUGUGCCACGCCGCGGGCCAGACACUGCCCGCCAUCCCGGUGCCCAUCAAGCCCACGCCGGCCGCAGUGCCCGCGCUGCCCGCGCUACCCGCGCCCAUCCCCACCCUGCUCUCGAACUCGCCGCCUUCGCUCAGCCCUACUUCCUCUCAGACAGCCACCAGCCAAAGCAGUCCUGCCACCCCUAGCGAGACACUCACCAGCCCGGCCUCCGCCUUGCACUCGGUAGCGGUGCACUGACCCAAGAGAAGCUGGGGCUCUCUCUUGGUCACCUCUACACUACCCCUCUCACCACUUCUCCGGGUCCAGCCCUCUCCGACCUAGAACCGCUAUCCUGACUUGCUCAUUCCACCUUCCUCCUUCAAUCCUCUCUCCUAGGAGAACUUUUGGUUUUGAACCCAGAAGACAAACCACAAACUUGCCAGAAGGCGCGUGAAAGUUGUCUUCGCCCUUCCAGGGCACCAGAGAACAUAAGGGUUAACCCAAGCCAAGCGGCCCCUCCAGAGUUCCA